Messenger RNA from Chelonoidis abingdonii (Abingdon island giant tortoise), 2193 nucleotides. NCBI's taxonomy places the organism in Eukaryota, Metazoa, Chordata, Testudines, Testudinidae. The record is from RefSeq and is a predicted model, not a curated record.
GACCCACAGUGGCUCCACUUUCCUCCAGCAGGGGGCAGCCCCUCGUUCCCAGGCCUGCCGGGGUGGGUGGAGAGGGGGAGAGGUCGGUGCCUAACGUUCAUCCUGGCAACAGCUUCAAUGCGACUGUGCGGGGGUCUGGGGAACUCCCAGCUACCGAGUGGGGCCAGAUGAUCUCCCAGGGCGGCUGGGCCUGUCCCAUGGGGCCUCUUCUCCGGUAUGGGUGCUGAGCCCCCUUCGCCAGGGGUCGCCCACUUAUGCCCCUCGGCCCCUCGUUAGCCGGCAGAGCUCUCGCCCGCACGCCAAGUCCUUAAUUAACCUGUGGGCCCCUGAGCACCAGGCUCUGAUCAAACCAGGCUGGGGGAGGCUCCCCUGUGACCAGUCAUUAACCUGGGGAACUCGCUGCCACUAGCCGCAGCCUGGAAUUAGAAACCCGCCGCCAUUUCCUUUCCAGGUAAAACGACCUCAGCGCUGGUCUCCGGAGACGGGCGGGCGCCUCGUUCGCCUGCAAAGGACGGGCUCCCAUGGCAGCUGUCAGAACUCGCUGCCCUCUGUCAACAGGGCAGGAGCAGCUGGGGCAGUGGGGGGCAGCUCAGUGGGGGGGGGCAUCUGCAGGCACGAACGGCAGGGAGUGACCGUCAGUAGGUUUCAGAGUGAACACUGUAGGGAACGGCUGGCUCAGGCUCCAGGCAGACCCGGGCGCGGCUGGGCCGGGGGAAGUCUCGGCUGCCAUGAUAAGGGCCUCGGCCCCUGACUCAGCCCUGGAGGUGCCAACCACGAUGGCUCCCUCCCAUUUCCCCACCACCCCUGUCAGUUCCUGCCCUGGAGCGAGAUGCGGACCCUGGCGGGAAGACGCCCUGAACCGAUGGGCUCGGCCAUCUGGGUCCUGCUGGUGCCUGGCCCGCUGCGGGGUUCCCCCCCGCAGCCGGAGGUACGGGGGGCCGGGGAUCAGAUCCUGUUGCCUUGUGGGGCUCCGGGCCCCCGGGUGCGGUGGGUCUGGGCCCCCCGAUACCCCAAAUGUGCUGGCAACCCCGGAAACCUGCUCGAAAUCUCCUGGCUGCCUCCUGGGCUGGAGCCCCCCCCAGCCCGGUUCAGGGGGCGCCUGGACCCCCACCCCUCGGCCCCGGGGGUCCUGCUGCUCCGGGACCUCGUCAUGAGCGACUCGGGGACCUUCACCUGCCUCAGGGGGUCUGGGCCCGAGCCCCCCAUCCAGCUGGAGGUGACAGGAGGCUGUCGGAACAACCUCACCGUCUCCUCCAACUGGACGUCUCCCUCGGCCCUGACCCUCCGCUGCGGCCGCUGCCCCCUGUCGGCCGGCCCGGCCUCCUUCCGCUGGUUCCUCAAAUCCCAGCCCCUGGGCAACCAGCUCUGGGCUACCAAGAGGGAGUGGGGGGCUACUGUGCGGCUGGACCCGUCCCGGCGGGCGGCCUGGGGGCACUGGGAAUGUCGUCGCCUCGGCGCCGCCUCUGGGGGCUUUGAGUUUUGCGUGGAGCCUCCCCUCAGGGCAGGGGGCACAGGCCCCGGCUCUGAGUGGGGGAUCUGGGUCGCGGCGGCAGCGGCUCUCGGGCUGAUCGGGGCAGGGCUGGGCGCUUGGUGCCUCUGGAGACGGAGGCGGGGCAGGAACCAACGGAAUCAAAACAAACGAGAGAACGAAACAGGUGAGAGAGAAACACACACACACACCCCCACCUGCAGACCCACUACCCCGGUAUCCCACCGCUCCCACCAUCGGUCAGAGCCGUGGGGCCCAGCUACCCCGGUAUCCCACGGCUCCCACCAUGGGUCAGAGCCAUGGGGCCAGCUACCCUCCACCCGCAGACCCAUUACCCUGGUAUCCCACGGCUCCCACCGUGGGUCCGAGCCAUGGGGCCCAGCUACCCCGGUAUCCCACCGCUCCCACCAUGGGUCCGAGCCGUGGGGCCCAGCUACCGCGGUAUCCCGCCUCGCCAGCUGAGUGCAGAGUGGAUCCCAGGUCUCUUGCCUGAGUCACCGGGUCCGUAACCCUCCCAGCCAUGAUCAGUCUGUAAGGACCCAGUGGUGGGUAGUUCCACAGGUCGACUGGCUCCUUGCUCAGACCCCCCCCUCCAUCCCUACUUCCCUCUCCAUUUUCUCCUUCUCUCCAUCCUGUGCCAAGGGCCCCGUUUAUCCCCCUCGGAAGAGCCGCGGCUUGGAGCCAAAUCAACCGAAAGACGCCUC